Dicrocoelium dendriticum is the source of this 201-nucleotide messenger RNA. The record is from the annotation of a GenBank genome assembly. NCBI's taxonomy places the organism in Eukaryota, Metazoa, Platyhelminthes, Trematoda, Plagiorchiida, Dicrocoeliidae.
AUGGCUUUUAAGAUCCCGCGUUUAGAGUUCCCGCGAAAGAUUGCCGAUGAUAAUUUCCCUUUCUUUUCUAGAAGCCUUUCCCAAGAGCGAAAUGCAAGCUCUCAACUUACUAGCAGCAGCAGCCUUUUUUCACGUGAUGAACUUGAAGAGUCCUCUAGUCAGAGUCUGUCUGAAGAUGUAGGUAUAUUAAAAUAUACUUAA